Molecule: messenger RNA, 1484 nt
Organism: Phascolarctos cinereus (koala)
Lineage: Eukaryota; Metazoa; Chordata; Mammalia; Diprotodontia; Phascolarctidae
Source: RefSeq, a predicted model, not a curated record
GCCAGCUAACGUAGGCAACGCUUUGAGAGAAGGGCGUGCGCCAUGCAGCCACAAGAAAAAAAGGAAGCUCACUUCAUCACUAGAAUCCCCAAAUACUGUCCCAUGGAUUAUAACCAGUGGCAGCAGUCAAAGAAGAAUCCCAGGUUGAACCUACCUCAGAUUAAAGUUGCCUCAGGAAAGCAGAUGUCAGGGAGGAAGGCCAGUCCUAGAUCAGAGUUUACCAGGACAAAAUUCACAACAAAGGAGGUAUCUGUCUCUAAUGUGGUGAAGAACCAGCAGCAAAAGAUAAUUGGGAAUGAAAUGGAUCUGGAGAAAAUCCAAGCCGACAUCCGAAUACUAAGAGCAAUACUUAAGUUCAGGACAGCCUCACUAGACGAACUUAAAAAGCAUGUCACCUUUCUCACUAUCAGCAACCAGCAGCUGGCAAAAAAGAUCCAGGACAUAGAAGCUGUCACUGCAGAGAAAGUGCGGAAGCUUCUGCAGCAGCAAGACACAUUUGGGACUCUCAUUGGCACUCUGGAGGAUGCAAACCAUAAGCAAAUGCAAGACAUGAAGAGCAAGCUAGAGAAGUGGACAGCGCAGGCAGAGGUCAAAGUGAAUGAACUGCAGCAGCAGCUGACAAAGGUGAAAGUGAAUAUUCGUAAGGCCCAAGAUGAGCUGAAUUUCCUGACCACCUACAUGGACCAGGAGUACCCAGUUAAGUCUGUGCAGAUUGCUGACCUCAUGAGUCAGAUCCAGGAUAUGAAAAAUAGGAAUGAGGAUGAGCUAGAGGAGUUGCAGGAGAUACGCAAGGAUGUGCUUCAGACAUUGUCAAAGAAACUGAUGGUGAAGACAGAGAAGAUCUUAUAUGUCAUGGCCAAGAGAACCAUCCUUCCCUAUCAAGCUGCUCUUAUGAGGAAGACGCUAAGUAACCAGCAACUAUUGAAGCAGAUAGUCCAGUUCAGAGUGCACAUUGACCGUAUGAAGAAGGAGCUUCCCAGGCUAAAGGGCCAGGUACAGGAUCUCCAGAUGCAGAGAAAGGACUCAAGGGAAGUGGUCUUUGCCAAUGUCCUGCUUCGGAAACCCAACACUGGAACUUCAGCCUCUCCCUGGUAUAACCAUGUGCAAAACCAGUCCCUGUGGUGCCCAUUGUCAGACGGACAAGGGAGAAGCUCAAGGAAGCUGACUUCAGUGAUCCGUUUAAGAUUGUUGUCUAAAGCUAGUGUUUCCCAACUCUUUUCAACCUGUGACCCAUCUGGGAUCAUUUUAUGCCAUCUUCUAGGGUCCAGACAGCCAUCUGUUCAUCCAUAGCCCUUGUCUCAAUUCCAUCUAUAUGUCCAUCUGCACGAAGCUAUGUACACAAAUACAAACAAUACCAGGGAACCACUCAGAAACACUCAAGUUUUAUAAUCUUCAUCACAGAGCAUGUUUCAGUGACAUACUUUUUUUUUUGGUGAGGCAAUUGGGGUUUAAGUGACUUGCUAAGGGUCACACAGCUAGUAAGU